AUGUGGGGUACGAGGCGCAGAUUCUUAAUCGUCCUGCUCUUCUCGACUGCUUUUACGAUCGACCUGCUCUUCAACAUCUUACCAAAGUUACAGCAGCGGUCGAUUGGGAACCUGCGCUGCCCGUGUGAGGAGUCUCUCAACAGCAGUGCUGUUCUGCGGGGCUCCCCGCCCCUCGACACAACUCUCUCCAAACUCCGCCAACUCUUCUCGCACCCUUUGUACCGGGAACAGAAGGUCGCCCGGGGAACUGGGGAGCCCCUCGUAGAAAAGGACGAUGCUGUGAAAUAUUGCAAUUACAAAGCGAAAGCGGCGAAUAGGAGAAGAGCACGAAGAGGGGACACAGGAACAAAGUACCACUCCCGGGUUUACCUGGCUUCUAAUUGGCUGAAGUUUCACUUAGCAAUUGAUAGCUAUGGAUUGUACCCUCGACUGGAAACAUUUAUUGAUGACCUGCUUGAAGACCUGGCUGUUGUUGACAUCAGUGAAGUUGAUUACACGUACGAUGAAAAGGCUUUGAAUGGCAGAUGCAAUUGUAAAGAAGUUGUGAAGCCAAGUGGGGUUCAUCUGAAACUGCUCCUAAAAUUUCAGAAUUUCGGCAAAGCAAUAUUCAAGCCUAUGAGGCAGAAACGAGAGGACGAAACUCCAGCAGAUGUAUUUUAUUUUGUUGACAUUCAAAGACAUAAUGCUGAAAUAGCUGCUUUUCACCUGGACAGAAUUCUUGAUUUCCGGCGUGUUCCACCAGUGGCUGGCCGAAAGCUUAACCUAAGUAAAGAAGUCAGAGACCUGACUAGAAAUGAAGAUUUGAAAGGCACCUUUUUCAUCUCACCAGACAACAAUGUAUGUUUCUUUGCAAGAUGCCUGUACUCGUGUAAGACAGAGUAUGCAGUCUGUGGGAAACCUCACCUACUGGAAGGGUCAGUGUCUGCCUUUCUGCCUGACCUCCACAUUGCCCAGCGGGAACUCAUUGAGAACCCGUGGAGCAGAUCCUACACGUUUGCUGAUAAAAAGGAGUGGGAAACCAAUCCAAAUUAUUGUGAAAAGAUCAAACGUACUCCUCCUUACAACACGGGUAGCAGAUUAUUGAAUGUUAUUGACAUGGCGAUAUUUGACUUUUUAACAGGAAAUAUGGAUCGACAUCACUUUGAGGUCUUCACAAAGUUUGGAAAGGAUGGCUACAUCAUCCACUUUGACAAUGCCAGAGGGUUUGGUAAACACUCACAUGAUGAACUCUCCAUCCUUGCCCCGCUCAUUCAGUGCUGCAGAAUAAAGAAGUCCACACUCUUACGUUUGAAGCUGUUGUCACAGCCAGAUUAUCGAUUGAGUGAUGUUAUGCGGGAAUCCUUGCUUCAUGAUGCUCUCAGCCCAGUGUUGACAGAACCUCACCUCCUUGCCCUUGACAGGAGGCUGCAGGCUGUGCUGAAGGCAGUUCAGAAAUGUUUGCAGCAACACGGAUUCGAUGAUGUGAUCAAGGACGAUGUGGGAGAUGAGUUUGACUACAUGGAUUUUAACAGCAAUGCAGUAGCCAGAUAA
Hemiscyllium ocellatum (epaulette shark) is the source of this 1530-nucleotide messenger RNA. RefSeq names its product FAM20A golgi associated secretory pathway pseudokinase (gene fam20a). Gene Ontology annotation, molecular function: protein serine/threonine kinase activator activity. The transcript is spliced from 11 exons. Bases 1 to 1530 code for a protein of 509 amino acids. Gene Ontology annotation, cellular component: Golgi apparatus. NCBI's taxonomy places the organism in Eukaryota, Metazoa, Chordata, Chondrichthyes, Orectolobiformes, Hemiscylliidae. The record is from RefSeq and is a predicted model, not a curated record.